AUGGCCGCCAGUGGAGGAAAUUUUUCGAGUGCUGAAAAUUAUUCCGUCGAUAUGGAAAAUUCUUACACUUACACACCAAAUCAAGGAAGCCAAAGUUCAUCUGAAGAAUUUCAAUUUGUACAUUCAUCAAAAUCUGGCGGCACAGCAGAAAUAGAGGGUUCUAUAGAACCUACAGAAACUACUCCAUCACAAGACAUUUAUGGUGUCAGAAAAAGAGGUCCGGCUUCAGCAUUUCUAGAAGGAAGAGGAUUUGGUUGGCUCUUAGAAGAAGAUGAUGAUGUGGAUGAAGAUGACCUAAAACCACUUUUAGAAGAGCUUGACAUUGACUUGAAGGACAUUUACUACAAAUUGAGGUGUGUUUUGUUUCCAUUACCACAGCUAGGAUUCAACAGACAUGUGGUCAGAGAGAGUCCAGAUUUCUGGGGACCUCUUGUUGUUAUAUUGUUAUAUUCCCUUGUAUCAUUAUACGGUCAGUUCAGAGUUAUAUCAUGGAUUAUAACGAUAUGGAUAUUUGGAUCAUUAAUUAUCUUCCUGUUAGCUAGAGCUCUUGGUGGAGAGGUAUCAUAUUCCCAGUGCCUUGGAGUGAUUGGUUACUCAGUGUUACCUUUGGUCAUCACAGCAUCAGCUUUACCGUUGUUCCGUUCUAUGUACUAUGUGGGAAUUCUUAUAAAACUUCUUGGUGUUAUGUGGGCAGCCUACAGUGCAGGAUCAUUAUUAUGUGUUCAAGAACUUCAACAUAAAAGACCUUUGUUAUUGUACCCUGUAUUUCUGUUAUAUAUUUAUUUUUUGUCAUUGUAUACAGGGGCAUAGUAUAAUUAUAUACUGUACAAAUCAUUUUUUUGUAACUGUGCUAAUGCUGUAGAUCUGGAUCCACAAAUUGUUGAUUACUAUAUUUAAUAGAAAGAAAUUGUUCUACCAUAAUUUUAGUUCAUUUUAUAAAAUUGAAAUUAAAUUUCAUGAAAAUGGGGACGAAGUGGUUCCAAUCCUAAACCUUCGAUUCUGAGUAAGUGCUAUUGAAGUCUUUGCAGAAAAUACAGUAGUAC
Molecule: messenger RNA, 1043 nt
Organism: Mytilus trossulus (common blue mussel)
Lineage: Eukaryota; Metazoa; Mollusca; Bivalvia; Mytilida; Mytilidae
Product: protein YIPF4-like
Exons: 6
Coding region: 1-810 (269 amino acids)
Biological process (GO): vesicle fusion with Golgi apparatus; endoplasmic reticulum to Golgi vesicle-mediated transport
Cellular component (GO): trans-Golgi network; membrane
Source: RefSeq, a predicted model, not a curated record